ACGCCAAACGCCGUCCUGGCGGCCGGAACAUGUGACUGCAGACAUGUGACGCUCUGGCGUUGCUGCUUUGGGAUAGCUAGAAGCGCAUAACGUCAGAGCCGCAACAUUUUUCCGCUCGUCAACCUCAACUUCAACCUCAACUUCGUCUUCGUCUUCAACUUCACUUAGCUUUCGAACAACCCAGCACUACAGCUGCUUCUUCAACCAACAUAGCUGACUCUGAUAUAUCUAAUACAUACACCCUCGUAUCCCUCUAACCAACUAGUUACAAUUCUAUUAAUUACCGCAAGCAUGGAGACCGUCGUACUAUGUGGCCGCUGAUACCGCGAGACCUUAAGCGCUCCAUAGCCUCCUACUUCCCCAGAAGUAUCUCGCUGCCCCCUGUCCCUUCGCCAAACACUGUCUAUCGCUCCCUUAGUCCCUUUGUAUCCUCCUCCUCUGGCAAGAUGUCAAGAGCAUUCUGGAGACUCUGCGAACUCCUGGCCCACCAGGGCCAGCAGGAGCUGCCUGCUACUUUCCCGCCAGAGACAGAAGAAGAGCUCCAGCGACUAUAUGACCAAGUGAGCGGCCGCCAGAGAAGCAGAAGUACAGGAGUCAGUGAAAACGAAGUAGGAGCUACGGCAGAAAUGGGCAGCAAUAGCGGAUCAGGCCUUGCCGAUGGCAAUGCGAACGACGCCUUUGACACUCAAACUCUCAAAUCCUCAAUAUCCAACCUAUCCCAAGAUAACUCACCCAUGUUUUUCGAUGACAACUCGGCAUCUAUCAUCAACUUCAAACCAACAGAACCCCUGCGAAUAACCUGCCUUACCAUAGGCUCUCGCGGUGACGUUCAGCCUUACAUCUCACUCUGCAAGGGCUUGCUAGAAGAAGGACACAAACCCCGGAUAGCAACCCACAAGGAGUUUGAAGGCUGGAUAAGAGAGCAUGGUAUCGACUUUGCGCCGAUCGAUGGCGAUCCUGCCGAACUCAUGCGAAUAUGCGUUGACAACGGCAUGUUUACAUAUGCUUUCUUAAAAGAAGCAUCUGAAAAUUUUCGCGGAUGGAUAGACGACCUCCUUGCCUCCUCCUGGAAGGGUUGUCAAGACUCUGAUGUCCUGAUAGAAUCACCCAGUGCCAUGGCCGGAAUUCACGUUGCCGAAGCUUUGGGGAUACCAUACUUCCGUGCCUUCACUAUGCCCUGGACAAAAACAGCAGCUUAUCCCCAUGCCUUUGCUGUCCCAGACCGCAAUCUAGGAGGUACUUACAAUAAACUAACUUACGUCGUUUUUGAUACCGUAUUUUGGAAGGCUAUCUCUGGACAAAUCAACCGAUGGAGAAAGAACCAACUCAAUCUCAAACCUACCAGUCUUGACAAGAUGCAGCCGGAUAAAGUGCCUUUUCUAUACAACUUUUCCCCUUCGGUCGUACCCCCUCCCACCGACUAUUUAGAAUGGGUACGGGUGACUGGCUACUGGUUUUUGGAUGCAAAACCUGACUGGACACCACCAGAAGACCUUGUUGCCUUUAUUAACAAGGCAAGAGCCGACAAGAAGAAGCUGGUCUACAUUGGAUUCGGCUCCAUAGUCGUCUCUGACCCUGCUGCCAUGACAAGAACCGUCAUCGAUUCUGUCCUGAAGACCGGUGUGCGAUGCAUUCUGUCCAAAGGCUGGUCCGAUAGGCACGGCGACCCAAGGAGUUCACAAGUGGAAGUCGAGCUCCCUCCAGAUAUCUAUAAAAUCGACUCUGCGCCCCAUGACUGGUUAUUUGCCCAGGUUGAUGCCGUUGCUCAUCACGGUGGAGCUGGUACCACCGGAGCUAGUCUUAGAGCGGGCGUACCUACAAUUGUGAAACCUUUCUUCGGAGAUCAGUUCUUCUUCGGCAUCCGUGUGCAGGAUUUAGGUGUCGGUAUUUGUAUGAAGAAGCUAAAUUCUGCUACCUUUACUAGAGCUUUGUGGGAAGCAACCAAUAGCCAGCGCAUGAUAAUAAAAGCAAAGCAAAUCGGCGAACGGAUACGUCAGGAAGACGGUGUUGGCAAAGCUAUCCAGUCGAUAUACCGUGAUCUUGAAUACGCCAAAACCCUUACUUAUCUGCGCCGUUCUGCCGCCGGCAGCCCGUCCAAUGAAGGAAUUGAAGAGGAGAACAAUGGAGAUUUCCUAGACGGAAUCGAAGAAUCCUGGACUUUUAUCGGCGAUGAUAUCUUUACUAAAGCCCAGAAUCCCAGUAGCGACCUUUCCACCAUGAUGGACGGUGCUGCAGCGGGAACUUUACCGCCUCCAGACGAUGACGAAGAUGACGUUGCUUGUUAAUUUCAGGCAACUAACCACCACAGUACACUCUAUCCGAUGUACGUUUUUUUUUUUUAUAUAAACGCAUAUAUUAUGAUUUAUGAUGUCCUAUUGAAAGGUUGGUAGGGUGUGCCAGGGCUUUUUCUUUCCUUUUCUUUCCUUUCUCUCUUUGUUAUGUCUCGUUUGACUCCAUACUGUUAUGCAUAUGCUUACCUCAUGAGCACCACCAUAUGCCUGCCAUUUAAAUUGCGUAUUGUUCUUUUUCCGCCGUCCUUUUCAUGUCUUAUUUCACAUCUACACCUUCAGCUACAUCUUACGCUUAGUUAUGCUGCUUUAAUAUCUCUCACAAUGCAGCCUAAGCACCCUUGUACCUGAUGCUUCCUUUUUUCUUGAUGCUCUGGUAGCAUGUUUUAGAUUGGGAUUUGGCCAACUUGAUCUAUUGCGGAGUCAACAUAUUUGCUUUAAUACGUCCUUCACUUCUUGCACAUUACCCGUUGGCUUUGCACAGAAUUUUGAUGCAUCCGCCAUGUUGAUAUUCCUACUCGUGGAUUCUCUGCAUUUCCUCUUCCUUUCAUUUAGAGGUGCACUAGAGAUUUCAUUAGAGAAUAAUUCAAUAGUACAAUACUGACUUAAUCAUCUUAUCCCUUCUGGCUAAAGCAUGCUCUCUCAUUUGACAUGUUUAUAUGACUCCCCUUGUACGAUGUCUCAGCUAUCAAAUAAUGUGAAUACUACCACCAGUCACUAGAAACUAGAGCAAUACAUGUUUGUAUAUAUCAAACUUCUACCCUUGCAUUAUAUUCCCACGUUAUACUAAAUGGGUUAACGGCCAUUAGUUGACAGGAAAACAAGCAUAGAAAGUGGUGCUUAUUUUUUAUGAUACCCAUCUAGAUCUAACCGUCUGUCCGUAUCCGUCCCGUUUCACCUUUUGAUUCCUCUUCCUUACCUUCAGC
Trichophyton rubrum CBS 118892 is the source of this 3214-nucleotide messenger RNA. Its product is annotated as sterol 3-beta-glucosyltransferase. Gene Ontology annotation, molecular function: UDP-glycosyltransferase activity; hexosyltransferase activity. The coding region runs from base 309 to 2285 and encodes 658 amino acids. NCBI's taxonomy places the organism in Eukaryota, Fungi, Ascomycota, Eurotiomycetes, Onygenales, Arthrodermataceae. The record is from RefSeq and is a predicted model, not a curated record. Gene Ontology annotation, biological process: carbohydrate metabolic process. The transcript is spliced from 2 exons.